AAAACGACGUCGUCAAGAUACAACCCGGUGAAACCCUAGGUCAUAAAAUCCCCACUCGCAUCGCUCCCCAAUUCAGUCUCUCGUUUUCCCCAGCCGCUGUAAUCCGAGCUCUCCUCUCUCCUCCCUUUUCCCGUCGCUGCAAUCCAAUCCCAUGGCGCCGAAGAAGGACAAGGCACCGCCGCCGUCGUCGAAGCCGGCGAAGUCCGGCGGAGGCAAGCAGAAGAAGAAGAAGUGGAGCAAGGGAAAGCAGAAGGAGAAGGUGAACAACAUGGUGCUCUUCGACCAGGGAACCUACGACAAGCUCCUCACCGAGGCACCCAAGUACAAGCUCAUCACACCGUCCAUUCUCUCCGACCGUCUCAGGAUCAACGGCUCGCUGGCAAGGAGGGCCAUCAGGGAGUUGAUGGCCAGAGGCUUGAUCAGGAUGGUCUCUGCUCACGCCAGCCAGCAGAUCUACACCAGGGCUACCAACACCUAGGUCUCAUGCUUUUCUUUUGAUGAAUUGUCGUUUCGGGUAUUGUUACAUGUCGUUUUAGACUAUUUGGCGUCGAUUUUGUUUAAUCUACAGUCUUAUGGAAACCUAGAGAUUUUCUUGGCUUGAUAAUAUAUGCAUCAACCAAUGAUUGCUUCUUAUUUAUUUAAAUUGAUCUUUUACUUGAAUUUCA
Molecule: messenger RNA, 665 nt
Organism: Malus domestica (apple)
Lineage: Eukaryota; Viridiplantae; Streptophyta; Magnoliopsida; Rosales; Rosaceae
Product: small ribosomal subunit protein eS25y
Cellular component (GO): cytosolic small ribosomal subunit
Molecular function (GO): structural constituent of ribosome
Source: RefSeq, a predicted model, not a curated record